AUGCACAAGGAUGCUCUGCAUUCACGCCUGAUGUCCUGUAAAAUAGAAGGCAGCAGUCGAAUUCUGUCCCAAUCUAAUUAUUGUGUUGUAAAACUUGAAUGUUUCAAUUAUGUAGGAAGUGACCGAAUAUCCUGGCAAAGAGAUAGGCAAAGUGAGAAACGCGACAAGGAAGGAGAGACGUUGCGAGAGCCUGAAAAGGCUGUACCGCUUAUCAUGCCACGAUAUGAAUUGACAUCAGGAUACGUUGGUGCUGAUUUAGUAGCGCUUACAGCUAGAGCGGCAUCGUUGGCCAUUAAAAGGGCUUUCUUGGAAGUACAUCAAAAAAAGCAAGAGGAGGCUGCGAAGAAUAUCCCAAUCGUUGAUUUACUCGAAGAUACCGAAUCCGCUAAAGAAAAUGGCAAUAAGCAAACUCAGGGAAGUGUCGAGAAAGAAUCGACACAAGUUGAAGCACCGAGUGAAGAUCCGGAAAAUUUAGAAGUUACGAUUAUCACAGACAACGACGUGGUUGUAGACGGUGAAGAACCGCAAACUGAAAAACCAUCAUCCGAUGGUACCAGUGCACCGAAAGAGGUACAAGAAACAGGUGAUGCCAAAGCAGAGAGUACUGGGGAGGCUAAGGCGAAUGGAGACGGUGAAAAGACAACAAGUGAAGUGACUACGACCGAUGCAGGAGUCGCUCUCCAAGCAAGUGAAGAAGAAAAGAAAGACGAAGGUACAGAAAAAAUGGAGACAGAACAAGCCGAUGGAGUUGUUGCCACAAAUGACAAACAGAUUGACAAGGAUGAAAAGACUGCACCGGCUGAAGAGGUGGUGGAUGCUAUUGACUUAGAUGAACUUCCCGACGAACCUGAACAAACAGCAGAGAAACCAAGAAGUAAAGACAUCACACUAUUUGAAUUAUUAGGUUGGCUACAGGAGGAUACAGAUGUGAUUAUGGCCAAACGUGAAGGAUUCAUCACAGUUCCCGAUGUUAGUUGGGACGAUAUCGGCUCACUGCGUAACAUUCGAGAAGAAUUACAAUUGGCCGUGUUGGCUCCCGUUAAAUUCCCGGAGAAGUUGAAGGCACUCGGAUUGACGGCUCCGUCCGGGGUGUUGUUGUGCGGACCGCCCGGUUGUGGGAAAACCUUGCUUGCCAAAGCUAUUGCAAAUGAGGCUGGCAUUAAUUUUAUAUCAGUGAAAGGACCUGAACUUAUGAACAUGUACGUUGGCGAAAGUGAACGCGCUGUUCGACAAUGUUUCCAAAAAGCGCGAAACUCUCAGCCAUGUGUCAUAUUCUUCGAUGAAUUUGACUCACUUUUUCCGAGACGAUCUGAUGCGACUGAUGGCGGUUCAGCAGCAAGGGUGGUGAACCAACUGCUCACAGAAAUGGACGGAGUAGAAGAAGCCAGUAAUCGGCUAGACAUUAUUGACCCUGCCGUGCUGCGACCAGGCCGAUUAGACACAGUUUUGUAUGUUGGAUUGCCCAAGAGACAGGACAGAAUAGAAAUCAUCCAAGCGCUCACAAAGAACGGAUCAGAGCCAGCAUUAGACGAAGACGUCGAUCUCAACGAAAUAGCAGACAUGACAGAAGGUUUCACGGGAGCCGAUCUAUCAGGACUAAUAAGGCAAGCAGCUCUGUUAAGGCUAAAGGAAUCCAUUUCAGGGAACACGGAAGAUGACAAUAAACAUUUUGUACAAGCUCUGAGCCUAACGAAACCGUCUGUUAGCGCGGAGGACCAGAAAAUCUACAAAAAACUAAGGCUGAAGUACGCUGCACCGCGAUCAACACAAAUGCAAGAAUAAUAGAAUCAAA
Molecule: messenger RNA, 1792 nt
Organism: Hermetia illucens (black soldier fly)
Lineage: Eukaryota; Metazoa; Arthropoda; Insecta; Diptera; Stratiomyidae
Product: nuclear valosin-containing protein-like
Biological process (GO): ribosome biogenesis
Cellular component (GO): nucleus
Molecular function (GO): ATP hydrolysis activity; preribosome binding; RNA binding
Source: RefSeq, a predicted model, not a curated record